Molecule: messenger RNA, 3158 nt
Organism: Astyanax mexicanus (Mexican tetra)
Lineage: Eukaryota; Metazoa; Chordata; Actinopteri; Characiformes; Acestrorhamphidae
Gene: ctsbb
Product: cathepsin Bb
Exons: 10
Coding region: 23-1078 (351 amino acids)
Biological process (GO): regulation of catalytic activity
Cellular component (GO): lysosome
Molecular function (GO): cysteine-type endopeptidase activity
Source: RefSeq, a predicted model, not a curated record
ACCGCAUGAUAUCAGAUAAGGCAUGGGGUUUUUUAACUGCAGCAAUCUGGAGUCAUCAUUAUUUGGACAGAAGGAAACACUCAGGAUGUCUCAACCCAUCUGUUUGGGCCUGUUAUUCCUUGUGUCCAUCACAUGGACUGGGUCACAAAGCUCCCCACUGUCCCAGGACAUGGUUAACACCAUAAACAAGGCCAACACUACAUGGACGGCAAAGCUAAAUUUUGACAAUGUGGACUACAGUUUUUUAAAGUCACUCUGUGGAACCAUACUGAAGGGCCCAAGACUUCCUGAAAUGGUCCAGGUUGAAGGAAAAGUUGAUUUGCCAGAUAAUUUUGACUCCAGAGAUCAGUGGCCUGACUGCCACACAAUCAGCCAAAUCCGUGACCAGGGCUCAUGUGGUUCCUGCUGGGCCUUUGGUGCUGUUGAGGCUAUGUCAGACCGAAUCUGUAUCCACAGUGGUGGAAAGGUCUCAGUGGAGAUUUCUGCAGAGGACCUGCUCUCAUGCUGUGAUGAGUGUGGGAUGGGCUGUUUUGGAGGUUUCCCAGAUGCAGCUUGGGAUUUCUGGACCAAAAACGGCCUUGUGACUGGAGGACUCUAUGACUCCAGCAUCGGCUGCAGGCCCUAUAGUUUAGCCCCCUGUGAGCACCAUGUGAACGGUACACGGCCACCAUGCUCAGGUGAGGAGAAAACCCCAGACUGUGUGAAACAGUGCAUUGAUGGAUACACUCCCUCCUACGCUGAAGACAGGCACUACGGCAAGCGCUCUUACAGCAUCCCCUCUGACCCCAAGCAGAUCAUGGCUGAGAUAUACAAAAAUGGUCCUGUGGAAGCAGCCUUCACUGUUUAUGAGGACUUCCUACUUUACAAGACAGGAGUGUACCAGCACAGGACAGGAGCAGUCCUGGGUGGACAUGCCAUAAAGAUCCUUGGAUGGGGAGAAGAGAACAGCACACCCUACUGGCUAGCUGCAAACUCCUGGAAUAAUGACUGGGGAGACAAAGGAUACUUCAAGAUACUGAGAGGACAGGACCACUGUGGCAUUGAGAGCGAAAUGGUUGCUGGCAUUCCGAAGGUGUAAAAGGAAUUCCACUCCCACACUGAAAAUGUUUAAAUAUCAGUCCAGGAUGAUUGUUUAAUUAAUAUUACUACUUUCUGAUUAUCUGCACCAUGAUCAAUGUUGUGCCAAUUCACAUUUAACAUUAACUAGUUCAAUAAUCAGUUUAUACUCAUGUAAAUAAACUAGUUAAUGUUCAUAGUUUAUUCAUUUUUUUAAACUAAGUUCAAAUUAACUAGUUCACAUCCAUUUGUUUUUUGCCUUUAAUAAAUAGGCUGCUGUUCUGUUUCAGUAGAACUCCUUUCUACCCAUCCAUCACCAAAUCAAAAUCACUGCUACUCCUAAAAUAAAUUAAUCAUAUACUACACUCUAAAAAACAGAGAUAGUACACUGUUCAUAAUUGUACCCUCAAAGGUAUAAUACUGGUCUUUACAUAGUCAGAUUUGUUCCCUCUGCAGUACAAAGUAAUUCCUAACAGCAAUAAGUACAAAUUUGUACCAUUUAACCAGCCAAAAGGUACAUUCAGUAUUCUGCAUCACUGUACUAACAAACAAUAUAUAUUUUAUUUGCACAUUUUUUUAUUUGAAAGCCAGACAAUUUUGGAUUAUGAAGUUUUUGACACAUAUUCAAUUGAUGAUAAUGUUUAUAAUCUUUAUAAUCUUUACUGGUUCAAAAAAACAUGGGUACCUUUCACUGAAAGGUACAUUUUUGUACCUUAAUAUAAGGUACAGCCCCAGCGACAAGCUUUGUACUCUGUACAAUUCUGUACUUACAUUUCUUAGUGUGUAUAUACAUAUACAGUGCCUUCCAAAAGUAUUCGGGCCCCUUGAACUUUUCAACCUUUUACCACCUUUUAACAAUAAGUGGGACACAAUCGUGAAGUGGAAUAAAAUUUAUCUGAUAUUUUUUUACUUUUUUAGAAAUAAAAAACUAAAAAGUGGGGCGUGUAGUUCAGCUCCCUUGUGAUUAUUAUUUUGUAGCGCAACCUUUUGCUGCGAUUACAGCUGAAAGUCGUUUGGGGUGUGUCUCUAUCAGUUUUGCAAAUCGAGAGACUGAAAUUUUUGCCCAUACUUUCUUGCAAAACAGCCCGAGCUCAGUGAGGUUGGAUGGAGAAAGUUUUAAGCCAAUUUUAACCAUCUUCCCUGUUCCUGCUGAAGAAAAGCAGACCCAAACCAUGAUGCUGCGACCACCAUGUUUGACAGUGGGGAUGGUGUAUUCAGGGUGAUAAGCUGUGUUUCUUUUCAGCCACACAACUACCGGGUCUUGGUAGAUUUGCAGUGGCCUGAUACUCCUUCCAUUUCAAUAUGAUCACUUGCACAGUGCUCCUUGAGCUGUUUAAAGCUUGGGAAAUCUUUUUGUAUCCAAGAUCUCAGACCUGCCUGGUGUGUUCCUUGGUCUUCAUGAUGCUCUCUGCACUUUAAACAGAACUCUGAGACUAUAACAGAGCAGGUGCAUUUAUAUGGAGACUUGAUUACACAUUUUUUAAGAAUAAAUGGGUUUUUUUAUUUAUUUAGUUCCACUUCAUGAUUGAGUCCCACUUGUUGUUGAUUCUUCACAAAAAAUAAAAUGUUUAUAUCUUUAUAUUUGAAGCCUUAAAUGUGGCAAAAGUUUGAAAGGUUUUGCAAGGCACUUUAAGUGGUUGCAUUCUACUUUCCAAAAUUAAAAAAUCUUGGCCAAGUAGACAGUUACUAUUGUUAAUUUGUGUUUUUAGCCGUUUAGCUCCAAGCUUGGCUGUGCUUUUAGUUGUGAGACAGUGACCGAUGCUCACUUUCAUGUUCAUUAUUUGUAAAUUCAGGGUCCACAAAAAUAUAUACUUGUUCCACAACUUUUAGAUGCAAUUUUCACAGAUCUCUGCCCAUCUUUCUUUCUGAGAGACUCCACCUCUCUAAAAUGUUUUUUUUUUUAAAAAGGUCAUGCAAAAUGGUCCUCAGUUUUUUGGUAGCACUUAUUUUCACAGCCUGUUGUUUCUCCUGUCACAACUUUUGAGAUGUGUUAGCGCCAUUAAAUUCUAAAUGAGUUAAUGUUUUUCAUAAAAUGGUAAAAUGUAUUACUUUCAACAUCUGAUUUUAUGUUUUUUUGGGAAUAAAAUAUUGAUGACAAAUCA